AUGAAUAACAGGUAUUUUGACGCGAACACACCGAAGGUAGCGGCGGUCGUGGGGUUUUACAUGUCCGCCGCACUGGUGAUGGUUUUUGUGAACAAAGCUGUUCUUAAUGGUUCACCGGAUUUACCGCUGCUAUUCCUCCUCCUGCAACUACUCAUCGCAGUCAUACUUCUCCACGUGGCGGCUAUGUUCAUUACACGUGUCGAGAUACCCAAGCUCGAGCUUGGAACCGCGAAGAAGCUCACACCUGUGGUCCUUGUCAACAUUAUUGGACUCAUUUUUAAUACUCUUUGCCUUCGUGAUGUCGAGGCUUCUUUCUUCCAAAUUGCGCGUGGCCUUGUCCUACCUCUGACCAUCGUUGUAUUCUCUGCACACACUCGCACUGUGCCUUCUAUUCGAGUUGGAAUUGCUGCUGGGUCAGUUACCAUAGGUUUCUUGCUCGGCGUGGCACCGUCUGCAGCAGUUCCCUCCCAUGUUGCACCUUCAAGUCUUUCCCUGUUAUAUGGUCUCCUCUCGUCGCUUUUUAUCGCUUUCCAUGCUGUUCUUAUCAAGUCCUCCCUCCCUUAUUGCAACAACUCAACCAUUCAACUUGCAUACUGGACCAACUUGGGCUCUGCAAUUUUCCUUCUCCCUUUCGUCUUGCUUCACAAAGAAAUUUUUAUCCUUGAGGACCUUAUUCACGAUUCGAAUUGGGACGGACAAGUAUUCCUAUGGGGGAGUGUCGUGACUGGCAUUUUCGGGUUCUUACUUUGUAUCGCCGGCCUGCUCAGCAUCAAGGUUACAAGUCCUAUCACACAUAUGUUCUCUAGCGCCUUAAGAUCUGUUAUUCAAACCCUGCUGGGUGUCUGGAUAUUCAAGGACAUCAUGACGGUCAAUCGCGCAAGUUCUAUUCUGGUUAUCAUGAUAGGCACCAUUUAUUACACCUGGAUCAAAUCGUUGGAAACCGCACCUCCGCCGCGCAAGGAUGUUGACCUCGAGGCUAUAGGAAAUAGGAAACGCGAAGAAGAUUCUGAUGAUGGCGAAGCUACGGUAGUUUUCGGAGUAUCGGAAGAGGAUGAGAAGGCGUAA
Suillus plorans is the source of this 1065-nucleotide messenger RNA. RefSeq lists its product as uncharacterized. Lineage: Eukaryota; Fungi; Basidiomycota; Agaricomycetes; Boletales; Suillaceae. Gene Ontology annotation, biological process: protein O-linked glycosylation via fucose; GDP-fucose import into Golgi lumen. Gene Ontology annotation, cellular component: Golgi apparatus. Gene Ontology annotation, molecular function: antiporter activity. The coding region runs from base 1 to 1065 and encodes 354 amino acids. The transcript is spliced from 7 exons. The record is from RefSeq and is a predicted model, not a curated record.